UCUUGGAAAUCUGACGUGGAAUGCUGACUGCGCAUCUCCUUUGUUCUUAUGCCAUUUCCAGAGCUCUUUGCUCUGCCGAUUUGAUUCGAGGUUGCGUUUGCUUCUCUUUUGGCUCUGCUAUGGCGAUGGUGUUCUUAUUCGUGAUCUUGUGCUGGAUCGCGGGGAAUGGUGCCGCGGUGGCGGCCGCGCGCGCCAUGUUUGUGUUUGGCGACUCCCUUGUCGAUGCUGGAACCAAUGUGUUCAUCGCUGGAGUGCCCAACGCGGCGAAUUUCGAUCCCUACGGCGAGACAUUCUUCCACAAGCCCACUGGGCGGUUCAGCAACGGGAAAAUAGUUCCAGAUUUCUUGGCUGGAUUGCUGGGACUCGCACUGCUGCCACCGUUUCUCAAGCCAGGAUCGAAUUUCUCGCAAGGGGCGAACUUUGCAUCGUCCGGGAGUGGGAUCUCGAACAAUCCAGACAAUGAUCUCAUCCCUCUAAAUGCCCAAGUCCGGCAAUUCCAGGAGUUUGUGAAGAGACGCAAACCUAGGGAGCUCUCUAUCCCGGCUUCCAUCUUCUUGCUUGUCACUGGCAGCAAUGAUCUUCUGGGAGGAUACCUCCUAAAUGGAUCCGCCCAGCAGGCUUUCAACCCCCAGCAAUACGUCGAUCUCCUCCUCGGCGAGUACCAAAAAUCUCUGCUGGCUUUGCAUCAAUCCGGUGCCAGGAAGAUCGUCAUCACUGGAAUCGGGCCUCUGGGAUGCACGCCGUCGCUGCGAUUACUCCAGGAGAUCACCAACAAUGCCACCGGCUGCUUGGAGGAAUCAAACCAGCUCGCGCUGGCAUUCAACACGAAGCUGGCGCAGCUCUUCCAGGAGCUAACGAAGAAUCUCACGGACGCGAAGAUCAUCCUCGUCAAGCCCUACGAUUUCUUCCUCGACAUGAUCAACAAUGGCACGAAAUACGGUAGGAUUUCGAGGAAAUUGGAUCGAUCGAGAGAUUUUUCUUUCUUUAUCGCAGGAUUUGAGGAGACGCAGAAGAACUGCUGUGGCGGUGGAGCAUACAAUGCGAUGAUUCCUUGCGGACGCGAUGCGCCAUUCCUGUGCCACGUCCCAUCCAAGUACCUCUUCUGGGAUUUCCAUCCCACACACCAGGCGGCGCGAUUCAUCAGCGACCAGGUCUGGGGCGGAGCUCCCGCGUUCGUGGAGCCUCUCAAUCUAAGAGCUCUAGCUCAAAUUUAAAUCC
Molecule: messenger RNA, 1218 nt
Organism: Selaginella moellendorffii
Lineage: Eukaryota; Viridiplantae; Streptophyta; Lycopodiopsida; Selaginellales; Selaginellaceae
Product: GDSL esterase/lipase 6
Exons: 4
Coding region: 21-1214 (397 amino acids)
Biological process (GO): lipid metabolic process
Molecular function (GO): lipase activity
Source: RefSeq, a predicted model, not a curated record